Striga hermonthica is the source of this 684-nucleotide messenger RNA. The record is from the annotation of a GenBank genome assembly. NCBI's taxonomy places the organism in Eukaryota, Viridiplantae, Streptophyta, Magnoliopsida, Lamiales, Orobanchaceae.
AUGAGCAGCGAUAGAGAGUUCUGCACAAUCCAGUCGAAAGGAGGCAUCACUCUGGAUGCCCGGAUCUACAGACUCGCCGCAGCCGCCGCCGAGCUUGAGAACCCGACCGGUGAAUUGGUGGCUGUGCUGGUGCACCCGUACUCUGUUCUCGGAGGAUGCCAGGGUCUGAUGACAGGCAUAGCCCGGCGGCUGGCCGAGAGGGGGGUCGCGGCCAUGACCUUCGACAUGAGGGGCGUCGGCAGGUCCACCGGCCGGGCCUCUAUCACAGGCUUUGCCGAGGUCGACGACGUCGUUUCGGUGUGCAAAUGGGCUUCUCAAAAUCUCUCGUCCCGUCGCAUUGUCCUCAUCGGGUCCUCAGCUGGUGCGCCUAUUGCGGGCACUGCUCUUGAUAAGAUUGAUGAAGUCAUCGGUUACGUGAGCUUGGGUUACCCGUUCGGAUUAAUCGCCUCCAUUCUUUUCGGGAGGCACCAUAAAGCUGUACUGCAGUCCCCAAAACCCAAACUCUUUGUUAUGGGCACAAGGGAUGGUUUCACGAGCGUCAAACAGCUUGAGAGCAAGCUAAAAAAUGCUGCCGGCCGUAACCAGACUCAUUUAAUCGAGGGAGUCAGCCAUUUUCAAAUGGAGGGCCCUGCGUACGAUGACCAGAUGGCAAAUCUAAUUGUGGAAUUUAUUUCCUCGUUGUAA